Molecule: messenger RNA, 805 nt
Organism: Blastomyces gilchristii SLH14081
Lineage: Eukaryota; Fungi; Ascomycota; Eurotiomycetes; Onygenales; Ajellomycetaceae
Exons: 1
Coding region: 656-805 (49 amino acids)
Source: RefSeq, a predicted model, not a curated record
UGCGGGUUUAAAAUCAGACUUGCUGUUUCUUCUGUUUCAAAGUUAGUAGAUCCCCCGAGGAAUGAAGGUAAAAUUAAACAACGCGCCGGAAGCGGCAAAGGCUGCUGGUUGGUAAGACGCACCGGAAUGAAACCAUUUAAUCUAAAUCGCGUGGACGAAAGGGGCAUGGCAUGAGAGAUAAUAUCCCAAGAAGCAGCAAGGGAGAGCUAGCUACCAAGCGAUGCGUACGUGUAUGUUCACAGAUCUUUUAAUUAUUCUUCUCCUUUCAGGGUUAAACCUGGCUUACUAGACCAGACCGGGGGGUGGAGGGGGGGAGUUUAUGAGCUGCUACGCAGUAGUUAUGUGUUGAUGGGGGAGAUUGAGAAAGUUUAGAAUCAAAUAAAGCCCAAGACGAGACGGCGGCGACAAGAGCAGCGAGGAAUUUAACAGUUCAAACCUAUGUCCCAGUUGGGAAUUUCAAAUGCAAGCCGCUGCAAAAGAGUCGGUCAACCUGGCCCGGUUCGUAUUCAGAUAUAACUUUGCAUAUUUCAAGAGGAUGAGGCUCUCUCUCCGUCGUCCUACGAUGCGUUGAAAACGACAAGACGUGAUAGACCGCCCAUGUAGUUACUGUAUGUACUAUAAACCUGUCUACUCCGCAUAGCUGCCAAGAGCCAUAAUGGGAUAUCGGAGACAUUUUCAUAUCAUGGUCCAUGGCAUGGCAUGGCAUGGCAUGGGAGGGAACGUACUACGGAUGGGCGGAGGAAUGACGCUGAGUCUGAAGCUUGCCAACGAGGCUGCGAGAGGGCUCCGGACUCGGGAACGUUGA